Messenger RNA from Camellia sinensis, 3020 nucleotides. RefSeq names its product protein VAC14 homolog. The record is from RefSeq and is a predicted model, not a curated record. Gene Ontology annotation, cellular component: endosome membrane; PAS complex. Gene Ontology annotation, biological process: phosphatidylinositol biosynthetic process. Lineage: Eukaryota; Viridiplantae; Streptophyta; Magnoliopsida; Ericales; Theaceae.
UCCAAAUCCAAAAAGAUUAGAAACGCACGGUGGCCAGUACCAUUAACCGUUAAACAGAGCGAAUCGACGGCGAUACCCAAUCAAAGAGAGAAACCGAAAAAAAAACUCCCCGAAAAGAAAAUAAAAGUAAACUUUCCGGGAAAAUUUUAGGUGUCCUUCAAUUCACUUGCCAAUUACAUUUCAGAUUUGUUGAUUCAAAUCUUGAACUCGUCCUUAUCGACCCAAUCUAUACUAUAUACACACACAUAUUAUAUAUAUAUAUAUAUAUGUAUUCAUUAGAGAUGUUCCGGUUCGAGCAAGAGAAGAUCAGAAAACGACGACUUUGAUUUUAUUCUCUCAAUAGAUUCAGAAGACUCUUUUAAGGGUUUUGCUAUGGCCGACGCGCUCUACGUGAUUCCUGCUUCCGUUCUUCGUAACCUCUCCGAUAAGCUCUACGAGAAGCGCAAGAACGCUGCUCUUGAGGUUGAAGGAAUCGUGAAGCAGCUAGCGGCGGCUGGAGAUCAUGACAAGAUUACGGCUGUGAUCAAUUCGUUGACUACUGAGUUCACGAACUCGUCGCAAGCGAAUCACCGGAAAGGUGGAUUGAUUGGACUGGCGGCUGCCACGGUUGGUCUGUCUUCUGAAGCAGCUCAGCAUCUCGAGCAAAUUGUUCCACCUGUGCUUAGUUCCUUUUCCGACCAAGAUAGCAGAGUUCGCUAUUAUGCUUGCGAAGCUCUAUAUAAUAUUGCAAAGGUUGUCAGGGGAGACUUUAUUGUGUUUUUCAAUCGGAUCUUUGAUGCCUUGUGUAGGCUUUCAGCAGACUCUGAUGCCAAUGUUCAGAGUGCUGCUCAUCUUUUAGAUAGACUUGUAAAGGAUAUUGUCACAGAGAGCGAUCAAUUCAGCAUUGAAGAAUUUAUACCAUUGUUGAGAGAACGUAUGAAUGUCCUAAAUCCUUAUGUCCGCCAAUUUUUGGUAGGAUGGAUCACCGUCCUAGACAGUGUUCCAGAUAUCGAUAUGCUGGGUUUUCUUCCCGAUUUUCUUGAUGGUUUAUUUAACAUGUUAAGCGAUUCUAGCCAUGAAAUACGACAACAAGCUGAUUCAGCACUUUCUGAGUUUCUUCAAGAGAUCAAGAACUCUCCAUCUGUAGAUUAUGGUCGAAUGGCUGAAAUACUGGUACAAAGGGCAGCUUCCCCAGACGAAUUUACUCGCUUGACUGCUAUCACUUGGAUAAAUGAAUUUGUAAAACUUGGUGGGGACCAACUAAUUCCCUAUUAUGCUGAUAUUCUGGGAGCCAUUUUGCCCUCCAUAUCCGACAAAGAAGAGAAAAUAAGAGCUGUCGCUCGUGAAACCAAUGAAGAACUUCGGGCAAUCGAAGCUGAUCCAGCUGAUGGAUUUGCUGUGGGAGCAAUCCUAUCUAUUGCCAGGAGGCAGUUGUCCAGUGAAUGGGAUGCUACUCGAAUUGAAGCAUUGAACUGGAUUUCAACUCUUCUAAAUAGACAUCGAGCAGAGGUCCUGUCAUACCUGAAUGAUAUUUUUGACACUCUUCUGAAGGCACUGUCAGAUCCUUCUGAUGAGGUAGUUCUCCUGGUGCUUGAGGUGCAUGCAUGCAUUGCCAAAGACCCACACCAUUUCCGCCAGCUUCUUGUUUUCUUAAUGCAUAAUUUCCGGGUUGACAACACUCUCCUGGAGAAGCGUGGGGCUUUGAUAAUUCGCCGGCUUUGUGUACUUUUAGAUGCUGAAAGAGUCUAUCGGGAACUGUCCACGAUACUUGAGGGACAACCUGACCUGGAUUUUGCAUCAAUUAUGGUUCAGGCUUUGAACUUGAUUCUACUUACUUCCUCUGAGUUGUCUGAGCUUCGUGAUCUUCUCAAACAAUCACUGGUCAAUCCUGCUGGAAAAAACUUAUUCGUUUCUUUGUAUUCUUCGUGGUGCCAUUCACCUAUGGCAAUUAUAAGUCUUUGCUUAUUAGCGCAGGCUUACCCGCAUGCAAGUUCCAUCAUUCAAUCUCUGGUUGAGGAAGAUAUCAAUGUCAAAUUCUUGGUUCAGUUGGACAAACUGAUCCAUUUACUGGAGACUCCGAUUUUUGCUUAUCUUAGGUUGCAGCUUCUCGAACCUGGAAGAUAUAUAUGGUUGUUAAAAGCCUUGUAUGGUCUUCUGAUGCUGCUUCCCCAGCAAAGUAAAGCCUUCAAGAUUCUAAGGACUCGAUUGAAAGCCGUGCCCUCGUACUCCUUCAAUGGUGAGCAAUCCAAAUGGACAUCAUCUGUGAACUCCUAUUCUCAAAUUCAUCACAUGCGGAGUGGAUCAUUUUUCUCUGAGGAUGGCGACAUGGAUGAAGAUUUGCAGAAUGUGCACAAUGGAAUAAACUUUUCUUCCAAGCUGCAACAGUUUGAGCAAAUGCAGCAGCAGCAUCGUAUGCGCUCAAAAGCACAGGCACAAUCACGGCACACUUCUACUUCGUCUACAAAGGAGGUGCAGAGGCCAGAACAACCCAGGAGACCUUCGACCAUGGCAGACAUGAUCAGGCCUCCUUCAAGAUCAUCACGUAGAGGACCAGGACAGUUACAGCUUUAAUAUUAUUCAUGGUUCUUGGCCCUCUCUAAUGGAUGGAGGGUGGAUCUCUCUCAUACACCGAUCUCAUCUCAGAGGGUUGCACGCGAGCUGUGGACAGAGAGAUGGUAGAAUUUGUAAAUUGUAUAUCCCAUUAGUAGUUUGUUUUCGUCGAACUUAUAUAUGAAGGCUGGGAGGAGGAGGCUAUGGUUGGGACCGACUCUGAUUUGAAUUGAGCUUUGGGGGGGGAAGGGGUUGUUCCCGAGCUAUUCUUAUUCUUUUUUCCUGUGAACGGGAUGUGCUCGUGUGGUUAUGUUGUUUUUGUUUUGUUUUGUUUUUUAUCGAAAACCACACGGGCCAUGGGUAGACAUUUAAUUUUAGAUUUUUUUUAAAGAGGUUGCAGUUUGUUUUUUAUGUGUUCAUCUGUUACAACAAUUAAAAUAAAUUAUCAUCUAAUUCAAUGUAUGCAAUGAUCUAUGCUCAAACUCCCCACA